GCAGAGGUCGGUGUUUGCCCCGCCUCCCCUGUUCCUGUCUGCUCUCUGUUUGGUGGCCGGCGGAUAUUUCUAGACGGUUCGGCGGUGGAGGUUGAAGCGGCCGAGCGUCGAUCGGAGGACACCGGGCUCAGGAGGGCUUUCCAUCCUAAAGAACUGAAUCGUUAAAGAUGGUGGACUACUACCAGGUAUUAGGAGUACACAAAAAUGCUUCUCAGGAAGAAAUUAAAAAAUCAUAUCGCAAACUGGCACUGAAGUGGCACCCUGAUAAGAAUCCUGACAAUAAAGAAGAGGCAGAAUCAAAAUUUAAACAACUUUCAGAAGCCUAUGAAGUUCUUUCUGAUUCUUCAAAGCGUGAUAUCUAUGAUCGAUAUGGCAAAGAAGGCUUGACUAAUGCUGCUGGAGGUGGUCGUCAUGGUGAAGGCUUUGACUUUGGCUUCACAUUCCGCAAUCCUGAAGAUGUUUUCAGGGAAUUCUUUGGAGGAAAAGAUCCGUUUGCAGAUUUCUUCACGGAUGAUCCCUUUGACAAUUUUUUUGGACGACGUCGAAGGGGAGUUGAGAGAAGCAGGGGUGGAGGAGGGCCUUUCUUCUCUCCCUUUGGUGGAUUUCCGGCAUUUGAUACUGGUUUUACUUCAUUCAGUUCAUUUGGGAAUCUUGGAACAGCGUCAUUUUCCUCUUCUUCAUUUGGAGGUACUGGAAUGGGUAACUUUCGAUCAGUAUCAACGUCCACAAAAUUUAUUAAUGGCAGGAAAAUCACCACUAAGAGGAUUGUAGAGAACGGCCAAGAAAGAGUGGAAGUAGAGGAAGAUGGCCAAUUAAAAUCUUUAACAAUAAAUGGAGUUGAAGAUGAACAUGCCUUAGCAUCGGAGCUUAGACAGCGAGGACAGCAGGCCUUGCCAGGUCAUUCGUCUUACACCCACUCUUCACGCCAGCAUUCCAUGUCCUACCCAAAGCACGACUUCCAGUAUCACGUGGUAGACGAUGACGAUGUCGGAUCACCAACAAUGGUCUACAGUGUCCCAGACGAAGCAGCCAGUUCCAACAUAGCAGGCCAAAGAGAAGGAGGGAAGAGAAGGAAGCAACGACACAAGGAAGAGUUGAAGAAGAAACGGCCAACGAAAGUGAAGCAUUAGUUAUAAGGUCAAGGCAGUCUUGGAAUAAAUCGUGAUGUGGUUGAAGCUCCCACAAGUGAAAGAGAAGCCUCCCUAAACAUAUUCUAAAGGAAAGUGAAAGAAUCAUAAAUAAAUUGCAGAGUGUUGAUAAAGUAGAUCAUCUUUAAGUAAUGAUGUGUGGUGACUUCCUGUCUAUUGAUGCUGUAAUCCUUCGCUUAUUGGUUUAUUUUUAAUCAUACUGUAAAUGUUCCUAUUAUGUUUGAAAUGACUGUAUCUGAAGGGCAAAACAAAUUGAAUAGUAGAAAUUCCAAUUGGCAAAGGUUAAAUGAAUACCUAACGCAGAUCUCGUGUGUGCUAUUGUAUGCAAGUUUAAUAGGAAUGUACAUUAAAAAAAAUCAUGCUUGGAAUGUGGGUAUUGUUGGCAUGGCUGGACACAGUGGUUUCACACAGAAAGAUGGUGGUGGGUCACCUUUGUGAACUGCUGCUGUCUGUUCAGUGAAGAUGCUGUCAGAAUAGAGGGUACCAAGAUGUAAAAAACAACGAAAGAAUGCCUUUCUUCUCAAAUAGUCAGAAAAGUAUUUCCAAUGAAUACAUUUCUUUUCAAAAUGUUCUUACUAUCAAGUCCAACACAACAGCCAAUUUAUGCAUAAGGUCCCACAAAAAGCAAUUCAAGAAAUAACUAGAAAUCUGUUCUCUGGUAGUAACGAUUAAGCAUAGUGGUACCUACUUCUCUUCAGAUAAUGCCAUGGGAUCGUUUAAGUCUAUUUAAAUAGUUAAAUGGGGCUAAAGUUUAAUAACUUCAGCUAAAAGUCUGCACCUCUUACAGGGCAACACCACCUCAAUACUGUGCACAAUGUAAUGAAUCAAUUUCCAGAAUGGAGCUUAAUUCCAUAACAUUUUGACUCACUGAAUGCUGCCAAUUCAAUUUUAGUACUAGUAAAAUUAAAAUAUUGCACCCAGGAAUGCAUACAUGCAUGGCUUAUGUUUGAAAAAUAAGCUUUAUAUUUCGGAGUAGCUACCCUGGUAUUUCUAAUGGUGUUCUAUUACUUCCUAUUUGCAUUCUUGUAAAGAUGUUGUUUCACUGUAACUGUUUGUUAUUUCAUGGUUGUUAAUUUAGCUGACGUCUUUGUCCUCCACUUUGUUUGUUUACCAAAAUGCUUCUGUUUUGCCAAAAGUUAAACAUUUGGACAAGUGAUUUGUUCCAGCGCAGCCACUACCAGUAAUUAAAAUUUUCAUUAUCUCUGGGACAUUUUAGGUAAAACUCUGGUACUUUGGUAGCACUUUGUGCUGCACAUGGUUAAAGGUAAAAUAGUGUAAACAUAGCAAAUUACUGUGUUAUAUAUCAGUACUGAAAUGCUGCAAGAGGGAGCUUGUGUUACUAUUUAGUUUCCACUUUUGGUUUUUAUUAUGCAUUUGGUAUGACUGUGCCUUCUGCUUAUCAAUGUACUGAGUUCUUGCUGGUGAGUUUGACUGCAGAUCCUUGUAAGUUCAGUAAAGAGGGGUCUGCCCUAUUGUCUUGAAACUAAAA
Molecule: messenger RNA, 2637 nt
Organism: Pristis pectinata (smalltooth sawfish)
Lineage: Eukaryota; Metazoa; Chordata; Chondrichthyes; Rhinopristiformes; Pristidae
Gene: dnajb6b
Product: DnaJ heat shock protein family (Hsp40) member B6b
Exons: 11
Coding region: 168-1130 (320 amino acids)
Biological process (GO): protein refolding; positive regulation of proteasomal ubiquitin-dependent protein catabolic process
Cellular component (GO): cytosol; endoplasmic reticulum membrane
Molecular function (GO): ATPase activator activity; Hsp70 protein binding
Source: RefSeq, a predicted model, not a curated record